Molecule: messenger RNA, 2951 nt
Organism: Phyllostomus hastatus (greater spear-nosed bat)
Lineage: Eukaryota; Metazoa; Chordata; Mammalia; Chiroptera; Phyllostomidae
Gene: BRD3OS
Product: BRD3 opposite strand
Exons: 3
Coding region: 767-1021 (84 amino acids)
Source: RefSeq, a predicted model, not a curated record
CAGGCUCUGCGUGGGUCUGAAGCUCCGCGCCCCGCCCCGCAGCCCGGGCGUCGCCAAGAACCCCGCCGCGAGGGUGACUGCGGCGCGGGCGGGAGGGCGUAAGGGGCCUCCAGAUGCCUGGAGCACAAAGGCGGCGCUGGUGGCCGGUAUCGCCCUGGGGAAGAGCUGCCCACUAGGCCCACAAUAUAAGGCUCGGAGCCAGCGCCGCCUCCGCACCCCGGACAAGUCCCAGGUCGCCCUGCUGCGCAGUGAGGCACCCGGAGCUCUGCUCAGGGGACACCGGCCUGGGCGCAGCGGUCGUGUGUCUAGCUGUACCAUGACCUUCCAGCCAGGGUGGUGCGUCCAUCUUUUCAAGUUGAGUGGUCCACGCCGUGUUGUCAGAAUCACAGCAGACACCUGCCAGUCCCUCCCCCCGAGGUAGGUGCUUCCUCCCAGUCACCUCCACACCUGAUGAAGUGCCCACAGCUGUCACCAUUGAAGGCUGUCGCCAGGGAGCCACCCGGACCUGCUGGCCGUGUCAGGGGUGGUCCUUAGAUGUCUUCAGAAUGCUCAGAGGCUCCCCUCACGUCUCCCUCCAACACCACCCACCUAAGGGUGCUGCCCACUCACAGCCUGGACCCUCACCUCUGCCGCUAACUUAACUAAACAACCCCUGGACCCAGCGGCUGCAAAGCGUGUUCAUCAGAGCGGCUGGUGUGAAGCGGCCGGGAGGGGUUGGCCCAGGGCGGCCGCAGGCUCCGCAGCCCAGCAGGGGUCCCGGCCCGGGAUGAGCAGCCGCACCCCGCUGGCAGAGAAAGCCCUGUCGGAAGGCUACGCCCGGCAGCGGUACAGGGACACCUCCCUGCUCAUCUGGCAGCAGCAGCAGCAGCAGCUGGAGUCCGCGCCACCCAGGACCUACCUGGGCAGGAGCCGCAGCAUGUGGUACUCCCGGUACGGAAACGAGGCCAUCCUGGUCCGGGACAGGGACAAGCUGGAGGUCUCCAGGGACACGGGCCAGUCCAAGUUCUGCACAAUCAUGUGACCGCAGAGGGAACGCCAGGCCCAGGGGCCACACGAUGAGCCUGGACCCGUUCCGGUCAGCAGCGGCGUGGGUCUCCAGGCCUCCCGUGGAGAUGCGGUGGGGUGUGAGAACCCCCAACCCCAGGCGUGGCUCCAGGCCCCUGGGCACAGGGCCGGUGCAGCUGGCGGCCUGGUCUCCCCACUGCCCGGGAGCUGCGGGCCCGCCCAGCCGCGCUGCUUCCCUGUCGGGGUUCCGAAACACCCACCGACAGGGACCCCAUUUACAAACAGCUUUUCGAGUUUGGUGGGCUUUUUAAUUCAACUCAUUGUUUCCUUCAGUGGCAGCUGACAUUGAGUGUUCUGUUAGCGUCAGGCUUUCAGUUGUUUUCCGUGUUCACUUCCGCCCGAAGAAAGGGUCAGGCCUAGAAGACAGGUGCGAACUGACCCCCAGGACCGGAAAGAGUGCGACCGGAACGGUCGCAGCAGGAAACGGCUGCGUUUCGGCCAGGUCCCCGAAGUGACCAGCAGGCAGCUCCCACACACCCGAGGGCUUGCGGGCAAGUACAUCCGGAGCCCGUCAGGGACCCAAACAUGACUCGUCAUUUCCACGUCAGUGCCCCCGACAGCGUCUCAGACCCAGCGGCGGGGGGCAGCUGCAGCCCCCUCCACUGGGAGGGCCUGGGUGCCGGUCACCGUGCGUGCAGGCAGCCGAGGCCCCACGAGCAGCUGUCGGGUCCCCGAGAGAGGACACGCAUCUGCUGUGGCUGCAGUCGGCGUGGCUUGGACAGAGCAAGUCCCCGUGUCAGAGCUGACUUUCCUUCACUACCACACACAGUAAACGCGGCAGGACUCCUCCCGCUCGCUCCACGCCGGCUCCCGUGUGCGCUUGGCCGCUCUCGGUGGCCUCUGGUGACGCUGACCCCCUGUACAGACACGUGAAGGGCAGAGGAGCGGCACCCUCCCCAGAGACAGGCGGCCACAGCCACACAGCCGCGCCCCCAGGCAGUGGCCCACACUGUGCAUUUUGGAGUUUUUCUCUCGCCCCCCCGCUCAGACGGCGUUUAUGCCGCGCUCUGACUGUCUGACUGGUGGGGCACCUGUGCGGUGUGCGUCCUCGCUGCCGCUGUUCGCGCAGCACGCUCCGUGCCGGGCUGGGCACGGUUCUCUCAGCAGCUGGGCGAGCUUGUUAGCAACGAGCACCCUGGGAGUGGCCCCAUGGGGCCACAGGACAUCCCCCAUGUCUGCGGCAGGCCCGGGGCCUGGAGUCCAACUGCUGUGGUUGGUGCCUUACUGGAGUCGCAGGGCAGCCCCACCCUUCCGCCCCGAGCGUGGCCUCCGCAGGGGGGAGGGUACUCCGGCCCGGGAGCCCUGACCAGAGGCCCCCAGUGGACAGGUCCGUGGGUGUAAGUCCCACCUGGGAAAAGAGGCGGCCUCAGUGCACCUCCCGGGGCCUCGGGCUGGGCCCUGGCCCUGGCCCUGCCCUGGCCACAGCCAGUGUCCGCACAGGUCAGAGUAUGCAGGCCACCAGGCCCUGGGACCCUCGGAGGACGGCUGCCACUGCGCCGCUAGGGAAGCAGGCAGACACCUGCCUGAGGUCAGUCCGCCGCCCAGCCAGCCCCGCCCUGGGGAGGUGGCCGGAUGAGGGAGGGGCUGAGCCUGGCCGUGCCGACAGCAGUGAUGUGAGGCGGAGACACACAAGCAGGGUGUGACUCACGCCCACCGGCCGGCAGUGAGCGCGGACACACACGCAGACAAGCAGUUUCCGUGGGAAGUGAAAAACGGAAUGGCCACUCUCUGGUGGGGGAAGCGCCUGUUCACCAGCCAGAGAGGCUUUUCAUUGGUUUCGUUUGCAUAAGAAUUGAGGCAAAGCUCAUCACUCAUUGCUGGGAAGUAAGGAUCAAACAACAGAUAAGAAGGAAUCCUGAGGGCCUAUUUUGAGUCAGGGUCAAAGA